This is a messenger RNA of Scleropages formosus (Asian bonytongue), 3718 nucleotides long. It is a transcript of the gene mmp19, whose product is annotated as matrix metallopeptidase 19. The transcript is spliced from 9 exons. The record is from RefSeq and is a predicted model, not a curated record. Gene Ontology annotation, biological process: proteolysis; extracellular matrix organization; collagen catabolic process. Gene Ontology annotation, molecular function: metalloendopeptidase activity; zinc ion binding. Gene Ontology annotation, cellular component: extracellular matrix. NCBI's taxonomy places the organism in Eukaryota, Metazoa, Chordata, Actinopteri, Osteoglossiformes, Osteoglossidae. Bases 278 to 1711 code for a protein of 477 amino acids.
CGCGGGGGCUGGAGCUCAUCUGUGACUCAGGCGGCGGCGGUUAUAACCCCGAGCCUCAGCCCAACUCGAGACACAAGAGUUGAGAGAACCCAGACACAACGUUGGUUGGGGCAAAUAACCGAGAACAAAGAAGUCCGAGUUGACUGCAGAACCUCCAGCUCUCCAUUUUUAUAUCGGAAAAAAGGGACUGCGCUGAGGCGCAGGGGAAUUCAGCGCCGCACCCAGCCGCCUCCGCGCCCGCCACUACCCCGCUGUUCACCCGCGUGCAGGCGCCAAUAUGUGUCUCGUGCAGCAAGUGACGCUCCUUUGCGCGGCGACGCUGUGCGUCCUGUCCUCCGUCAUGGACCGCAGGAACGAGUACACCGAAGCCACGGCAUAUUUGAAGAAGUAUGGCUACCUGCACACUCCGCUGGAUCCACAAGAACAGGGGUACAAGGCAGAAGAUAUCGCAGAGGCCCUCCGAAUUUUCCAGAGGGUGACUAAUCUUUCCAUCACGGGAAAGAUUGAUGAGGCCACGCUGGGAGUGAUGAGACAGCCCCGCUGUGGUGUGGAAGACCCUUUCAGCCACAAAUCAUUCAAAUACAGACUCUUUGGCCGCUGGCGCAAGAAGAACCUCACUUACCGAAUUUACAACUACACCCCUGAUCUGGGAUUAGCCAAAACACGCACGGCCAUUCGCUCUGCGUUCAAGUACUGGAGUGAAGUGACCCCCUUAGUUUUCCAUGAAGUGCUGGGGGGCCGGGCAGACAUCAAGAUUUCAUUCCACAAGAAAGAUAGCACUUGUACCGUACCCUUCGAUGGGCCAGGUCAAGUGCUGGCCCAUGCUGAGGUUCCGGAGUCAGGUGUUGUGCACUUUGAUGAGGAUGAGUACUGGACAGAGGGCAGCUACUAUGGAGCCAACCUGAGGAUCAUAGCAGCCCACGAGAUCGGCCAUGCUCUGGGCCUGGGCCACUCACAGUACCGGAGUGCUCUGAUGGCACCGGUGUACAGCGGGUACCGUGCCAACUUCCACUUGCACCCAGAUGAUGUGAGGGGCAUCCAGGCUCUGUAUGGGAAAAGCCUGACCAGUACACCCACUGUCUCAGAUGACAAUGAUUUUGAAAGUUCAACAACAACUGCCCCUGAUGGACAGGGUGAAAAGCCAGAUCCUUGCACUGCCAGGCUGGAUGCCAUUAUCCUAGGACCCUUCCAGAAGACAUAUGUCUUCAGUGGACAGUAUGUGUGGACAGUGUCUGACUAUGGAUACAAGCCACCCAUCAAGAUCAACCUGUUGUGGAAGGGUCUCCCAGGAAACAUCAAUGCAGCUGUCCAUUCAAGCAGAACUGACAAGACAUACUUCUUGAAAGGUGACAAAGUAUGGCGUUACACCAGUUUCCGCCUUGAUUACGGCUACCCCAAACAGCUGACACGCAUUCCUCCCGACAUCGAUGCUGCUCUGUACUUGGAAGCCAACAAGAAAAUCUUAUUCUUUAAGGGCUCAGAGUACUGGCAGUGGGAUGAAGUGGCAUACACAGACCUCAGUUUGUACCCCAAACCCAUCUCCCAGAUCAUCUCUGGGGUGCCCUCCAGUCCUGACGCAGCAUUCACCUGGAUCAAUGGCAAGAUCUACUUCUUCAAGGGCGACCAGUACUGGCGUGUCAACCGCCAGCUGAAUGUGGAGCGAGGCUAUCCACUCAGCACGAGUGAACGCUGGAUGCAGUGCGAGAAAUAGGCCACCAGGUGGCAGGUGAUUCCAGCUACACUCAUCGAGGUGCAGCCUCAUGACAAGACAAGACUUGUCUGGGCCAGGAAACAUGUGCAGAGAAAGCUGCGCUGUCAGUCACGUGUCUCAGGAAAUUAUUCACAAAAUGUGUCUUCGGUAUUUUUUCCUUUGAUAAUGAUUUGUAGUGCGUAAUACUAAGCAAAGGGACAUAAAGGUAACGUAGUUAUUACAACUUCACACAGCAAUCAAAAGCUUGAAGAAGAACUGGACUGUCACACACAGGAUGCUGUGACGGCAAAGAGUAUGUCACACGGAAUAGAAAUGAAAAACACUUUCUGAAGGUGUAACACUGUAGGUUCUUCAAGGUGAAGCUCAUUCAACUCACUGAAAUGUUCAUCGAUACUAUGUAGCGGCCAUGCCCCAUCAGUUAGACUGCCUCGGGGGGGAAGGGUAUCUGUGGACUGGGCUGAUCUUCAACCUGUGCUUUGGAUAAAGUUCUGUCCCUUCUGUAGCAGGGGAGCUCUUUUUCAUUUGCAGUCUAUGACGUGAGCUGGGAAACACGGCCCACCCACUGCGGCUGGUAUUGCAGGGACUUACAGCACCGUGUGGAGGCAAGCUGAACACGCAAAAAUUGUAGUUGAUUUGUACCACGAUUUACACGAGCGCGGAUGUCGUCUCGUCAUUUAGUACUGACGCGUACAAGCAAACAGAGGGCAAAAGGUUGCGUAUACCCAAGAGGAAUGCCUUCACCUUGCUUAUAUCUGCUGUACUCAUUUCUUUCACCAGAAUUCUCAUUGUGAAUUAUUUUAUUCUUGUAUAUAAACAAUAACGAGUGCUACUUACAGAGUGAUAUUGCUUAUGGGACUAUUAUCAUUAUCACAUUCAGAGAGCAGUUACUGGAUAAUUGCUUAAAGGAGUGCCAAAAUCUCGAAAUAAAACACUCCUGGGCUUGUCUUUUCUGUACAAGUGCAUAUUUUGCUGAUUACUUUCCAACGUAAAUGAAGCUGCUAAUAUCAGAGGAAAAGACAACAAAUGUCAUGUUGUGGGGUCAGGGUAAGUUGCUCCACGGGAGAAAUCUGAGGGAAAGUAAACUUUCUGUGCUGCCACAGCAACAUCAUCACAUACACCAACAAAAAAGCAGGAAUGGCCCUCUGAAGGGCUGUUGUCUUUCAGACCCUUUCCAAUUGACAUUCUAAUACUGCCAUUGGCAGCACUUGUUGCUAGGUAACUAGUUGGAGAGAGGGGGUUAUGUGAUGUUUUUCUUCAGACGACACACAGCCAGAGAGCAUCUUCUUCCUGUUUUAAUAGUCUUUACAUUUCCCUCUUUCCAUUUCUUUACACCAUUCACAGCUGUACCAGUACAAUCCCAACAGAUUAAAAAUGGGAUGGGAUUUACUUCAUAUAACAUAUAAAUUAGAAAAAGUGGAGCUUUACUGAGCAUCAUCGUAACGUUUCAUACAGAAUAGGGGGGUAAGAAAUACAUAUUAUUCAAAGAAAUUCUUUGACGGAGUUGAUUAACUGCCAGUUCUCACUUUUAGAUGAGCACUAAGAGGUAAUUCUAACAAGAUCAGUUCAGUUAGUUUCAACGACUCAUGGCUAUCUGAUGGAGGGAUGUGCUGUGGCUGAGUUCUACAAUUCAGCAGCUGCUGGGCAUUACCAAGAUAGAGCCCAACAUGUUGGAUUUGCUAAGGUCACGCAAGGUCACACUAUCAGUAAAAUCCCUGGAGAUUAGACAAGAGAAGUGCCAUGCUUAUCUCCAACGUGCAGUAGACCAUCAUCAAAGAGAACAAAUGGAAUAACAACAGAUAAAACAGUGCCAAACUGCAGAGCGAGUCAAUUUCGCGGUGGGAUCCAUUUCAAUACUCAUAUCUGAGCAUUGUGAAGCAGCAUUGUAUAGCAAUGACUUUGAGCACAUCCAAUCACGCUCUUCAGCACAUACGCUGGGGAGUCCUACUUGUAAAAAAUGUUUUAUCCGUAAAAGCACACAUGCUUAAUAUUAUAACAAAACUGACAAAA